UGACGUCACCAGAAGGCCCCUAGCGUGGUAACGUAACGUAACAUUCCAUUGAGAAGAAGAGGAGGGUAAAGAUGGCGUCCUCUAACAAUCCUCGCAAAUUUAGCGAAAAAAUCGCUUUGCAUAAUCAGAAACAGGCGGAGGAAACCGCUGCGUUUGAAGAAGUGAUGAAAGACCUGAACAUCACCAGAGCUGCACGGUUGCAGUUACAGAAGACCCAGUAUUUGCAACUAGGGCAGAAUCGUGGACAGUACUAUGGAGGCUCACUGCCCAAUGUCAAUCAGAUUGGAAAUGGCAACAUUGACCUGCCUUUUCAGAACUCGGUGCUGGAUACCAGUCGGACAACUCGGCACCACGGGCUGGUGGAGCGGGUUUACCGUGACCGGAACCGCAUCACGUCUCCUCACCGCCGGCCGCUGUCAGUCGACAAACAUGGACGCCAGAUUGACAGCUGUCCUUACAGCUCAGUUUACCUCUCCCCACCACCAGACACUAGCUGGAGAAGGACAAACUCGGACUCCGCCUUACACCAGAGCGCCAUGAAUCCGAAGCCCCAGGAGGUGUUUGCAGGGGGAUCACAGGAGCUGCAGCCUAAACGAGUACUGCUGCUAACAGUGCCUGGGACGGAGUCGUCGGAGUCAAAUGCAGACGAGGAUGCGCAGACACAGUUGUGGGAUGAUGAGAAGGAUGAUUCAUCAAAUCCCAACACAUGUGAUGUCCCGGGAAUCAAUAUAUUCCCGUCACCAGACCAGGAGUUGAACCCGUCUUUGCUCCCAGCUGCACACAACACCGGUGGUUCGCUGCCUGACCUGACUAACAUCCAGUUCCCUCCUCCGCUGUCCACCCCGCUGGACCCCGAGGACACCGUGGCCUUCCCCUCCCUCAGCUCGUCCAACAGCACGGGCAGCCUGACCACCAACCUCACCCACCUGGGCAUCAGUGCUGCCAGCCAUGGGCUCCCCACCUCCUCUCAGCCCACCAUGACUGUAACGUCACAGCGCCGGCAACCACCCGUGGUGCCGCUCACCCUCACCUCUGACCUCCAUCUCCAACAGUCCCCGCAGCAGCUUUCACCCACCCUCUCCUCACCCAUCAACAUCACGCAGGUCUUGCAAACAGAGUCGUUGACCCUGGAGCAGCAGCUCUCCCAGUUCCCACUGUUCAACCAGCUGACGGCUCAGGCCCAGGCUCAGUUGCUGAAUGAUCUCCAGAAGCAGCAGCAGGCCCUGCCGCAGGGCAUCCAGCUCAUCACCUUACCAACUCUGGGCUCCCCUGGUACCACUGCCAGCAGCCCCUCCCCAGACAGCCAGAGCCAGACCACCGCCAGCAUCAGUAUCGGCUCGUACCGCAAUCAGACUGGCUCACCAGCCACUCAGUCUCCAACCUCCCCAGUCUCCAAUCAAGGCUUCUCCCCCGGCGGCUCGCCUCAACACAUUCCCGUGGUGGGCAGCAUAUUUGGCGACUCCUUCUAUGAUCAGCAGUUGGCAUUGAGGCAGACCAAUGCCCUUUCUCACCAGCUGGAGCAGUUCAACAUGAUCGAGAACCCCAUCAGCUCCUCCAGCCUUUACAACCAGUGCUCCACCCUCAACUACACACAGGCAGCCAUGAUGGGCCUCACCGGGAGCAGCCUGCAGGACUCGCAGCAACUUAGCUACAGUAACCACGGCAACAUCCCCAACAUCAUCCUAACAGUCACAGGAGAGUCUCCGCCGAGCCUCUCCAAAGAGCUGACCAACUCUCUGGCGGGUGUUGGCGACGUCAGCUUCGACGCAGACUCUCAGUUCCCUCUGGACGAGCUGAAGAUCGACCCGCUCACCCUGGACGGACUGCACAUGCUCAACGACCCCGACAUGGUGCUCGCUGACCCCGCCACCGAGGACACGUUCAGGAUGGAUAGGCUGUAACGCGAGAAGCUGACUGAGAACAAGAAGAAGAAAAAAAACACACUAACUUGUGAAUGGAGAGAAGCAAAGGGCCGGAUGAACCCUCUCCCUCGUUGCAUGGCUGUCCAGCUGUCCGACCUCGCCCUCGACUCCGUGAAGCCCUUUGAAACGAUGCGCCACCAAAAGACAACAGGGAAAAAGACAUCCAGUGGCUUGCCGGGGAAUGGCCUCGCUGUCGUUUUGAAUGAGAUUCGUCGCUCAGCGCUUUCGCUAGCCUGCUGUGUUUACAGUGUACCAUUACAUGCCACAUAUAUUCCAAAAACGCACAUUUGACUAUUUAUUUUUUUUCUUUUCAUAUCCACUUUAAUAUUUGUUUUGUUGAUAUUUGCUCGUAGCAGGAAGCUGCUAGGACAUUGGGCUAAACCGUACCCGAUAUAACGGCUGUGUUCAAAAAAGAAAAAGAAAAACACACCACAGCCGGUUUGCUUGUACCCUGCAAUCAAAUGAAUCGGUUUUCCCAUCAUGCCGUAACGGCUUUCUAUUUCACACUCAAAGCUUUAUUUUUGACAACCAAAUGUUAUUUUCAUCAUGUACUGUAUGUUUUGAUGUAUUUACAUGUUCUAUUUAUUUAUUAAGUUAAAAAUUUUAUAUUCCAUUUCAUAAUUUAAAUUUGAUGCCAAAAUGCUCUCUGUAGGCAUAGUGUAAAAUUGCACUGCUGUGAUUUGUGUCUAUUUAUUAAUUACUAACAUAUUUAUAUAUGUGUUUGUUAAGCUACUUGGUUAAUGAAGGAGUGCAAAACCUCCCCAUAGUUGCUCUUUGGUGUUCGAUGUGCCAUUCUCUGAUGUAGGACGUGGUAGACGUUGUCAUGCUGCAGCCCAACGCUCAAAUCUAAAUCUCGUAGUUUUUAGCACCGCUCCAGAAAACGCUGCGUGCUCCAGAAAUGGGUUGGUUUUACGCCACUUGAAUUAACUUUUUCUGAGAAAAUCAUCAGGUAUUUCUAUUUAACUAGAAAGCAAGAAAAACGCGUCCAAAUUAAUUUUCUGCCAGUGAAAAGCCAAUAUAUAUAUAAAUAUAUAUAUAUAUAUAUAUGUAUAUCCAGACUGGACUUCUUCUCAGUGAAGGAAGCCGUCUGUUUUUAAACACUAAAAUCUUAAAAUCUUUUUAAGUCGUCACUGUGAAAUCACCUGAUUUUGCCUUACAUGAGUAUUCUACUGUUCUACUUAAGUGUCUAAUGUGACAGCGUAUUUUCGUAACUUAUUGUAACAUUUUCUUGUAUUUGAGAGGAACUUAACUUUUGGUCAGUGAUAUAUUUGUGGUUAUGUUGUGUAAGGUUUGACAAAUCAAUGUACUGUAUUUUGUAUCGGUACAGUUUAUAGCCAAAUUGUUGAUGUUUUUUAAAGUGGGGCAAAAAACAAAAAAAAAAACAACGAAAGGAUGGGUUCAAAGUGUUUUGAGAAGGAGUGCAAUUAUGGGGAGGCUUUUUGCUCCUUGACAGGGAAGCUCUAACAAAAACGCUAAUGACCUUUGCCACAGAGGUCAUCAAUAACACAAGCACCAUGCAAAGUAUAGGGAUUUCAAUGGUCGGUUGUUGGAUAUCUAACAGUAUCGAAGCCUCCAAAUGGGUGUUUUCAUAUGAUGCAAACUUGCAAUUUCAGAGAUUAUGAAUAUGAGGAUAUUUUUUAUUGUAGAACGUCCGUUUAGUAAACUGGAUCACGGCUACAUAAAGGGUCUGUUUAAGAAAGAAUGAGUGUAUUUAUAUAUUUAGUAUUGUAUGCAAUUGUUGCGAGAUAUCGGCCCCGCUCCAUUCAGUGUUAUAAACAACAAAACCGGUCACACUAACAAUGGGGGAUGUAGUAGUAGAGUCUAAAAAUUGUUUACCGAACAAAAUGUUUACACAAGUUUCAUCUGAAAAAUGUACAUAUUGAUAUCAUCCAGUCUCCUUUUGCCAAAAUGUGUGGAACAAAUUGUGUCAAAUUUCAAUCUGCCUUGGCCUUUUGUCAGAGUUUCCCUGAGAGGUGUGUGUGUCGCUCUGUGGGAUCAUGUUUGGUAUAUUGUAUUGUUCAUGUACAGACGUGCUAAUCAUUUACUCAACCCCCUCCUCCCCCCUCCCCGAAAAGGAAUCAUGUUUGGUUAACUGCACACCUCUACAGUUCAGUACCAUUUGUUUCAGUUGAAGUGUUUAUUGUCUGCUGUAACCCUCCAUCAAUGCUUUUGUUUGCCUUCAACAGAUCUGUGAUUCCUAUGCAAAUGAGACACACACAAAACAUAUGACCCUUAAAGGAAAAAUCCACCCGAGGUUUUAUUGUUUUACCACGUUCCACGAGUUGAGCUGGAUUUAUUUUUCUGAAUUGGUAGCGGAAGCACCCUACUGAUUCUAGGUAGCGAUCGUUGAUGGUGAAGACAGCGUUGAGUAAUUUAAAGAAAGUCUCAAUAUCCUCCUCAAUAACACAUGACAGAUUUAUAGUGUAACCUAGCAAGGCCCUUUACAGCACACAUCACAGUCCUCUCAGACAUUAUUGCUCUGUGUUACGAAGGCCCUUAAAGUCCCAAAUGAUUACAUCAUAAUACUUUUUAUUUAUCUAAUUUAUUCUCUUUCUGUCAGGGCUUUUCAAGCUCCUUACUCUUUUAAAAAAAUCAUGAAAAAAUGUAAAUUAUUGCUUCGACUAAACAGCUCAGUUAUUGUCUGCUCUUCAGUCAGUGGACACAUUUAUACUUUAAGAUUCAGCUCAACAUUAUCGCUCUGUGUUAGAAAAUGAAAGAGAAAUGUAAACUGGGUGAGUUUGAGUAUAUCGAAUGUUGCAGUUGUGCUAUGACAAUCAACGAGUGAAAUCGUAUGCUGAACUAUAAAUUCAUUUCUACGCCAGAGCAACAAGAAACAUAAAUCCAGCUUCACUUUGAACAUUUCUUUUCUUCCGUUGGUAAUACCUUACAUUUUUUCUGGACACAUCUCUGUUGAACAUCAAUGCAAAAUUGCUGCUGUAGAAUGAAACCCCUUCUCUCUAAUCCUAAAGGAACCAAUGCCAAACCUGACUCACUGUUUAUGUUUUAGAUCAAUGAAACAUUUCACUAGUUGCUGAAAAUAUCCAGACUUUUAUUAAUAAGCCUUUCACACAGAACGCAGCAACGACACCACUGCUGUCUGAAACCCAGUAUUUCCGAUGGCUUGCACGGUGCAAACGUAAUGGCUUUGGACACAGCUCGCGGUGCGCCCAAAGUUCAAACUGAUUCAAACUUUGGCCGCAGUGCAAACCGUGUUCUGUGUGAAAGGCCCACUAGGGAGGAAGGAAAAAUAAACCAUUAAAAAAAAAAAGCCAGAAAU
Molecule: messenger RNA, 5199 nt
Organism: Sebastes umbrosus (honeycomb rockfish)
Lineage: Eukaryota; Metazoa; Chordata; Actinopteri; Perciformes; Sebastidae
Gene: crtc1b
Product: CREB regulated transcription coactivator 1b
Exons: 14
Coding region: 72-1901 (609 amino acids)
Biological process (GO): positive regulation of transcription by RNA polymerase II; protein homotetramerization
Cellular component (GO): cytoplasm; nucleus
Molecular function (GO): cAMP response element binding protein binding
Source: RefSeq, a predicted model, not a curated record